AUGAUGAUGAUGGACAUGGGCAUGUACGGGACCUACGGCAAACCAGACUCAUAUCCUAACUACGUGUUCUCGGGUCAAGGAAAUCAUCAUCAUCAUCAUCACCACCAUCACCAGUCUUCAUCCGUCGGCAGUCACGUGUCAGUGCCACCUUCCGCAGAAGUAGCUCCAACUCAUUAUUACCCCCAGACUGCAGUGGCGCCAUAUUCUUCGUCAUCCUCCGAGAGCUUCCUAACCGCCGACUCGGGCGCGUCAUCCAGUACGCCGCCUCAAGGCUUCUAUUCUCCGACGGGUGCCGUUCUCCACGAGAAUGGUUCUACCACCCCGAUAAUUUCCUCGGAAAAUGGCCUGAGCUACACCAACCUGGAUUACGCGUCAUCUUCAUCGUAUCCGAAUCAACAGCAACACGCGGUAACGUCGGUGGACCCGCAUCAGAGCUAUCACAUUCAACAGCCUGCUUACCGAGAGGAUCAUCACCAUCACCAUCAUCAUCCGCCCACUGGCAGCAACCUCCAUCAGACCACGGUACCUCAAACUAGUCAUCCAAGAACGGAGCACGAUCAGCAACUUCAUCAUCAAUCUUCUAGUCAUCACCAUCACCAUCAUCAUCACGACCCUGAAUACCAAAUAGCAGUCGGCGGAACUUCGAACUAUCUCCAUCAACUACCUUCGGAAGAAUCUUUGCACUACCAGACGCAGAUUCCGCAGAGCGAAUUCUCCGCGCAUCCGCCGGGACAUUACAAGGAAGAAAAUUCGGAUGCAGCGACCUAUCACGUUUUGCAACAGUCCGGUCACCUCCAGCAUCCCCAUCAGCACGGGCAUCAUCAUCAUCAGCAGCACUCACACGCGCACCAUCAGCAGCAACAACAACAACAACAGACUCAAGUGCCCACCUACAAGUGGAUGCAAGUCAAGAGAAACGUGCCCAAGCCAAUCGCGACAAAAGCAAACCCUAAUGCGGUCGAGUUCGGUGGCGGCACGGCCGCAGGGACAAGCUCGUCGGUGUAUGGAAGCACCGCCAGUGGAACAGUGAGUUGCAUCGCCGGUUCGUUAGCCGGUAUCGCGGGAAGCUUCAACAAUACCGGUCGCACGAACUUCACAAAUAAGCAGCUAACCGAACUGGAAAAGGAGUUUCACUUCAACAAGUACCUGACGCGAGCGAGACGCAUCGAGAUCGCUUCAUCGCUACACCUAAACGAGACGCAGGUGAAGAUCUGGUUCCAGAACAGGCGAAUGAAGCAGAAAAAGCGAAUGAAAGAAGGCCUGAUACCGUCAGAUAGCACGAACGUGACGCCUCUGAGCGGUGCCAGAAGCAGCAGUAAUUCGCCGACGGGCUCGUCCAGCCACGAAAUCGGCGGUCUCGGUUUGUCCAGUUUCACCAGCGAUAACAGUAGAGAAUCACCACCGUCUACCAAGGAUUGACGCGAUUUUUGCUGCAGUGAACGACAUUAUAGUCUAUGAUUCGUCGACUAAUAGGGCUCAUUCGGAGACUAGAAGU
Molecule: messenger RNA, 1495 nt
Organism: Linepithema humile (Argentine ant)
Lineage: Eukaryota; Metazoa; Arthropoda; Insecta; Hymenoptera; Formicidae
Gene: lab
Product: labial
Biological process (GO): regulation of transcription by RNA polymerase II
Cellular component (GO): nucleus
Molecular function (GO): DNA-binding transcription factor activity, RNA polymerase II-specific; RNA polymerase II cis-regulatory region sequence-specific DNA binding
Source: RefSeq, a predicted model, not a curated record